GAAAAAAUGUGAGACGCAGUCUGCUAAAAUUAGUACUUUUUACAAAGCUGUACAUGUGCAUUCUAUAUUUUGGUUUGAGUUUAUUUACUUUUGGAACUGGAGUGACUUCGUGUUCGCCAUGAACAUCAGCGAAGACUUCAAGCCCGUGCCAACACGGGCUGCACUUGCGGCUCAGAAAAAGCAGGCCACCUGCGAAUUCAAGGCAUUGGUUUUCCACGAGCCGCAGUCCCAGUCGAAGGCAACUUCGAAUCCCGACAAACAGCAAGAAAAAUCUGAAAGGAGGCCCCACAAGUCGGCAGGCACGGACAAAGACAGCAGCACAAACCCCGAGUUCGAUAUCAAAAAGGCUCGACAUGAGGUGCUCAACUUUGCCAUGAGCAAUCAGCGUGUGACCAAGAAUAAGCGUAAAAUGGAGAUUUUCCAACUGAUCAAGCUCGGUGCCAAGCCGCCAAAGAAAGCGGCAAGGAACUACAAGGAGUUGAAAGACGAACGCCAGCGUCUGAAGAACAUACGGGAGGAGCGAAAGAAGUUUCAUCAACUGGGGAAAAAUCAAGCUGGUGCGGCUAGUGUCAAAUGCCGCAGCAAAAACAAUGAGGAACGCAAGCAGAAGAAACGUGCGCCCGUUUCGAACAUCGACCAGCACUAUGGCAAGGCGCAGCCUAAAUUCAAGAAAAGAAAAUAACCAUAGAAUGUCCAGAAUAAACCUAAUUUAGUCAAAUA
Molecule: messenger RNA, 720 nt
Organism: Drosophila pseudoobscura
Lineage: Eukaryota; Metazoa; Arthropoda; Insecta; Diptera; Drosophilidae
Exons: 1
Coding region: 119-682 (187 amino acids)
Source: RefSeq, a predicted model, not a curated record